AUGUUCAAAUUGGUGGGCAAAGAAUCAUUUCAACUCGGAACAAUGAAAUGUAUAAUUACUGUGGAAGCCUUGGGCACAUUUGCUUACGAGUAUUCCCUAGAGGUGAACGGAAAGAAUUAUGAAAAAUUCCGAGAGGAACAAAGUAAGAAGCUACUGUGUUGGGAAACUCACAUAGGUGGCGAAGAGACGAGAAUAGUGCUAGGUUAG
Molecule: messenger RNA, 207 nt
Organism: Cooperia oncophora
Lineage: Eukaryota; Metazoa; Nematoda; Chromadorea; Rhabditida; Trichostrongylidae
Source: the annotation of a GenBank genome assembly